Molecule: messenger RNA, 1752 nt
Organism: [Candida] anglica
Lineage: Eukaryota; Fungi; Ascomycota; Pichiomycetes; Serinales; Debaryomycetaceae
Source: the annotation of a GenBank genome assembly
AUGGUGGACAUUGAAAAGCAACAAAGUGCAAGCGCUACUACUACCAGUAAGCUUCUUCAUUUUAUAAUUCGUUCAAUCCCGGCCAUUAUAUUGUUAGGUUUCAUUGCAAUUACUGGUAGCGGGGUGCUUUUAAACAAAGAUCAAGAUUACUUUCCAUUGAGUUCCAAAAAUUGCGGGAGUAGACCAUUAUGUCCGAUAAUCCCUUAUGUUCGGCCCGAUUCUUAUCAUUCCGAUAACUCCACUGUAUUAAAGAUUAUUUCAGAUGAACUGUUCCGAAACCUGUCUGCCAAGAAGCUUUCAGGUGCUGUUAGAAUUAAGACCGAUGUUUAUGAUGAUAGUCCAUUGGUUAAGGAAGAUCCAAAGUAUUGGGAUGAUAAAUUUAAGCCAUUCUAUGAAUAUUUGGAAUCUACUUUCCCUAAUUUAUUUGAGUUUGCUGAAGUGGAAAGAAUCAAUGGAUGGGCUUUGGUGUUUACAUGGAAAGGAUCCAACCAUUCCUUGAAGCCAAUCUUACUCACGGCCCACCAGGAUGUAGUACCAACCCAGGAUGCAACUUUGAAGGAUUGGACUUAUCCACCAUAUGAAGGUGUCUAUGAUGGAGAACAUCUUUGGGGCCGUGGUUCCGCUGAUUGUAAGAACCUUCUUAUUGGGGUCAUUGAGGCACUCGAAGAACUUCACGCCAAUGGAUUCAAACCUAACAGAACCAUUGUUUUAGGCUUUGGAAUUGAUGAGGAGAUUGGUGGGGAAAGAGGAGCUUCGAAAAUUGGUGAAAAGCUUCUUGAAAAAUAUGGCAAAUCAUCAUUUUAUGCUGUUAUUGAUGAAGGGGGACAAAGUUUGAUUGAACAAGAGGGUAUUUUUUUGGCUUUACCAGGUACGGGUGAAAAGGGUAUCGUGAAUGUUGUGAUUGGAUUGAACACUCCAGGAGGGCAUUCAUCAGUUCCGCCAGAUCAUACAAGUAUUGGUAUAUUAUCCAAAUUAAUCAGUUCGAUUGAGGAUGAACCAUUCCAUGCUAUUUUCUCUCCAAGAAAUCCAACAUUCCAUGAAUAUCAAUGUAUUGCUACCCACUCUCCAUCACUUCUGCCAGCAGUUAGAACUGCUAUUUUGAAUGCCGAGGCAAAUCCACUUGCAAAUGAAGUUGCAAUCGAAUACUUGACUCACCAAUCACUUGCCACUCGGUACCUUAUCGAAACAACUCAAGCUGUUGACUUGAUUCAUGGAGGUGCUAAGCUGAAUGCCUUACCUGAAUAUACUGAAGCGGUAAUCAACCAUCGGAUAUCUGUUGAAAGUUCUGUUAAUGAAACUGUCUCAAAGGAUUUGCGCCAUGUUUUGAAGAUAGCCAAACGUUUCAACUUGGGGGUUCUAUACGAAGAUACAGAACUUCUUCCCAAAACCGAUGCUGGAUAUUUUACUGUUCACAAGGAGGGCAGCUUAGAGCCUGCUCCACUCACUCCAGUCAAUGAUAAGCAUUGGGACAUUUUAGGAGGUGUCAUUAGACAUGUGUAUGAAGAAGUGGCCUACCCUAGUAAGUUUGAUGACAAGCCUGUUGUAGUUGCCCCUGGAAUCGCAACAGGAAACACCGAUACUCAUUGGUAUUGGCCUCUUACUGAACAUAUUUAUCGUUAUAGACCAGGCCUCACUCCUACUGUCGAAACUCAUGCUCAUGGUGUGGAUGAGCACAUUCCGUUUGACUCUCACUUGCAAAUUAUUGCAUUUUACUACCAAUAUCUUCAAGUGAUUGACUCGUUAGAGGAUUGA